AUGAUGGCUCAUCAUGAGCGCAAAUAUGAAUGCGAAAAAUGCGCAAGAACAUUUGUAUCAGAGAAACGUAUGCGAGCACAUGAACUUAAAAAACAUUCCGCGCACAUAAGCAAUACUGUGAAGGAAAAUAAUGGUGAACGAAAAUUAUUCGAAUGUAAUCAGUGUGAUCGAACAUAUGAAACUUUUUAUAAUUUUAAGGAACAUUUAGCCAAGCAUAAAGGGAAAUUAUUUCGAUGUACGAUUUGCAAUAAGCAUUUAUCAGGACAAAGUGCUUUAAGUAGACAUGCAAAAAUUCACGAAAAACCACAUGAAUGUAUGAUGUGUACUAGUCGAUUCAGUUCAGCGUACGAUCUAGAUUGUCAUUUCAGCUAUUAUCAUUCAACCAUUAAACGAUUCAAAUGCUUUCACUGUAAUCGAGUGCUUUAUAACUAUUCGGGUAAAUUGCGCCACGAACGCUUAUGUUCCUUAAAAAAUACUAUUAUCAGGAAAGUUCCACAUUCUCAAAUUGUCAAUCUGCCCAAAAUAAUUUCAUCUUCUAAAGAGCAAUUAAUCCAGACAAAAUUAAAACAUGAAGAAGUGGAAGAACUCGGUGAUAAUAAGAAAUGUCAAAUUAUUUCCAAUCAUUCGGCUGCUAUUAAUUUAAUCAACGAAGCAAAAUUUCAUAAACCUAAAACAGUAGCAUUUGAGAAUUCAAAAAAACUCACUGAAACGACAAAAUUCGAACAAAGGAAAACAUUUCACAUUUGUGAUAUUAUGCAUGAUAUGCCGGGUUUUUCCUAA
Messenger RNA from Brugia pahangi, 780 nucleotides. NCBI's taxonomy places the organism in Eukaryota, Metazoa, Nematoda, Chromadorea, Rhabditida, Onchocercidae. The record is from the annotation of a GenBank genome assembly.